Molecule: messenger RNA, 1084 nt
Organism: Prorocentrum cordatum
Lineage: Eukaryota; Dinophyceae; Prorocentrales; Prorocentraceae
Source: the annotation of a GenBank genome assembly
GCGCGGCCGUCGCUCCCGGCGCCUCAGGGCGGCGCCCCGCGCCCCAAUGGGCACGGCCUCCGCGCGGGCCGCGGGCUGGGCCGCGGGCGGGACCGCGAGCGGCGCGGGCCACCCGUCUUCGCGUGGGCGCCCGCCCGCGGUGGCGGUUGUGGGCGCCGGGUACCUCGGCGAGCGCAUCGUGGCGGAGCUGCUGAUGCUGGGCAGCUCCGUCCGCGUCUACGACCAGUGCCUGGCGUUGCUCGGGGAGGAGCAGGGGCAGAAGCAGCUCGACAGCAAGGUGCGGCACGUGCUCUCCGGCUGCGCGUCGUGCGUCCGGGACGCCCAGGACGGCGGACUCCUGCACCUCGCAGGCCUGCCGCCGCUGGGCCCGGCCGGCUGCGGGCUCCUCGCGCCCAGGAGCGCGGCGCCCGUCGACGCGCGCUGGUGCGCCAGCGUUGCCGAGGCGGCGGUCGGAGCUGACAUUGUGAUAGAGGCCGUGCCGGACCUCGUGGAUGUCAAGAGCGCGGUGUUCGCCGAGGCCCUGAGCUCCGCGCCCCAGGGCGUGCUGCUGGCCACGAGCACCCUGUCCAUCCCGCUCGCGGUGCUGCGGCGGCAGGUGGCGCAGAGGGUCGCCUCGGCGGUGUCGAGGCAGGGUUUGGGCCCCGCCGCCGCCCGCGUGGUCGGGCUGCGCUUUCUGGCCCCCGUGGUGUUCAUCCCGUUCGUCGAGGUGACGCUGACCGCCGCGCAGAUGGGGGGCGCGGAGCAGGCGCACCGCCGAGACCUGUUCGGCCACCUGUCCGCGUGGGGCAAGUCGGCGUUCUUCUGCUCGGUCCGGGGCGCGGCCGAAGAGGCCGAGGGCGCCGCGCGGGACGCGGCCCGGUUCCUGGCGAGCUCGCGGGUGCGCCUGGACGAGGAGACGAUCUCGAUGCGGCAGGUGGGCGAGGCCCGGCUGCGCCACGCGCGCCAGCUCGGACCGGAGCGGGUGGCCCAGCUCACGGCCCAGGAGCUAUACAACUUCUCCGAGCCCACCUGCUGCGCCUGCCUGUCGGCGCCGGCGUCCGUCAGCUCGCUGCUGUGCGGGCACCGCGUGCUCUGCGCCGGGUGC